Molecule: messenger RNA, 2853 nt
Organism: Lactuca sativa (garden lettuce)
Lineage: Eukaryota; Viridiplantae; Streptophyta; Magnoliopsida; Asterales; Asteraceae
Product: putative disease resistance protein At5g66900
Molecular function (GO): ADP binding
Source: RefSeq, a predicted model, not a curated record
UUUGAUUAUAGUUCAGAAGACUGGUUUUCCUCCAAAAAAAAAAAAAAAAAAAAAAAAAAAAAAAAAAAAAAAAACUUCAGAACAUCAACCUCAUCCCUGUAAUCUUCCUGUCUAUUUUCUUUAACAUCCAGAUUUUGGGAUUAACCUGGAGAAAUGGAUUUGCUUCCAGAUCCCCUUCUCGAAUCCAUCUUCAGCCUUUUAAAAAAUGUAACACGCGAAGCACAAACCACAAUACAGUUCAAGGCCGAACUAGAGCAACUCACCGCCACCUUACAGAUGAUAGGACCGAUCGUUAAUGAUAUUGUUAAGAGCAAACGGGGACUAGAUCAUUCAGAGGAAGAGUGCAAUAUGUUCACAAAUGAAAUCAAAAAGGCCGAAAAACUUGUGUGCGAAUCUUCGAAAGUGAAGUGGAAUCCCUUCAAGAGGAACCUUUACUCAAGACAGCUAAAACGUCUCAACCGUAAGCUGGGAAACUUCUGUCCAGCCGGAGUUGUCGCAAUUCAGAUUCGGGACAGUACGCAGGCGCUUGCGUUGGAGAAUGAUACGAAUGUAAAAGUGGGUCAUAUAUUGAAUCGCAUGACUAAUAAGAGAAUAGCUUCGGUUGGCGAAGAACGAGAAAAUUAUGGUUGGCGAGUUCCCAGACUUCCAAGUGGAAUCGUGGCGUUUGAAGAGCCACUACAGAAGCUGAAGGCUGCGGUUCUUGCUUCUACUGAUAUUGAUGAUGGUGGAAGUUCCAUGGGUUGUGAUGAUCGUUCGGUGCUGGUUGUGGCGGCUCCUGGUGGAUGUGGGAAGACCACUUUGGUGAAAAUGCUAUGCCAUGAUGCUGAAAUUCGAGAAAGAUUUGGGGAGAAUAUCUUGUUUGUGAUAGUUUCAGAAACACCCAACUUGAUGGUGAUGGUGAGUGAUCUCUUUAAUCCAAAUUCCUCCAGCCCGCUGCUUGUGUUUCAGAGCAAUGAAGACGCAAGGACCAAGUUGGAAAACUUUUUGAGUAGAAAAGCAUCAGAUCCUAUGCUUCUAGUAUUAGAUGAUGUGUGGUCUGCUUCGUUUAUUGAAGAAAUCUUUCCAUCCAAGAUCGGAGGACACAAAAUUCUUGUCACAUCCAGGACUGCCUUUCCGAAAUACAAUGUGUUCUGGUUUGAGCCGUUGCACCAGGAAGAUGCCAAAACCCUAUUUAGAGGUUCAGCAUUUACCAGAGGCGGGAGUAGACCUAGUCCAACUAUUAAUGAUGAUCUUGUGAAUCAGAUGGUUUCAUGGUGUAAGAAUCAUCCGCUCACCCUUACCGUGGUUGGCCUAUCCUUAAAUGGGAAGGAUGAGUUAGCCUGGAAAUCUGUGCUAAACAAGUUGUCUCGAGGGAGAUCACUUCUAGAUUUACACGAGGAUAUAUUCAUCGCUUUAGAAAGAAGCUUCGAGGCCUUAGAUGACGAAUACAAGCAAUGUUUCUUGGAUUUUGGGCUAUUUCCUGAAGACCAAAGGAUCCCGGUUAGCUCCCUCUUGAAUAUGUGGGUGCAUUUGUACGACUAUGAUGACGAUGGCGUUGAUACCAUGGCCACAAUCAAAGAAUUUUCCAAUAGAAAUCUUGUCCAUCUUAUGACCACAGGGAAUGAUUCGGGCGCAAGAGUUAACCAUUGCGAUCAACAAUUUGUGACACAACAUGAUUUGUUGAGGGAGCUUGCGAUUCACUUGAAUAGCAAACUACCCUUACCACAAAGGAGUAGAUUGAUUAUAAAUGCACAAGGAGAUGAAUUGCCUGCAUAUAUUGAACAAGUCCAAGAACCCAUGCAAGCCCGCAUAUUGUCUAUUUCCACAGGAGAGUCAUUCUCCUCAAAAUGGUGCAAUUUGGAAGUCCCCAACCUCGAAGUUCUAAUCUUGAACUUAAGGUCAAAAACCUACACUUUACCCCAUUUCUUAGCAGGAAGUCAAAAAUUAAAGAUUCUAAACAUCACAAACCACGGUUUAUACCCUAUAGAAUUUGACAAUUUCCAUUUUCUCGGCUCUUUACGUAAUCUAACAACGAUUAGACUUGAACGUGUGGCGAUAAGUCCAUCCAUUUUAUCGCUAGAAAACUUGCAGAAAGUAUCGCUCAUAAUGUGCAAAACUGGCAACACUUUGAAGAAACCCAUGAACAACCCCCCCAAUAUCUCGAUAAGUCCAUCCAUUUUAUCGGAGAAAGUAUCGUCCAUAUUGUGCAAAAUUGGCAACACUUUCAAGAAACCCAUUAUCAACUGCCCCGAUAUCUGGCCACAAUUAGUUGAGAUUGAUAUCGAUAACUGCCAAGAUUUAGUCGAAUUUCCAUGGACAUUAUGUCACAGUGUCCACCUUAAGACUAUUAGCAUCACAAAUUGCAAUGAGAUGUGUGGAUUUUCUGAAGAAUUUGGGAGUUUGACUAAUUUGGAAAUGCUUAGUCUUCGUUCUUGUAUGAAACUGGAAAAGUUACCGGAAUUGAUUUGGAGACUUGAAAAGUUGAGUGUUCUUGAUAUUUCAUUUUGUUCAAGCUUGAGUGGGUUGCCAGUAAAAAUGGGUGGUAUACCAACGAUUUAUAUGAAAGGUUGUGAGCUUCCGGAAUCUGAGGAGGAGUUUUCGUGUACAUGCACUAUUCAAUGAAGAAAUAGUGUAUCUGGUGGAAGAUCGCCUAGAAACCCUAAUGAAGUCAUCUGAAGCCUAUGUGUUACUUAAGACAAAACAUGUUGUACUGAGUUUGGUGUGCAUAGGACAAACAUUACACUAUUUUGUUCCCCUUGAUGCUGCAUAUGUAAACUGUUUAGUAGAGUGAAUAUAUUCGUGUACUUUGUUAUUCAAACACAAGUGAUAAUAUUUUGAUUGUUUGUAUAAGUAAUAAAUAAUUGAUUCUUGACC